Messenger RNA from Lampris incognitus (smalleye Pacific opah), 1492 nucleotides. It is a transcript of the gene phf23b, whose product is annotated as PHD finger protein 23b. Gene Ontology annotation, biological process: negative regulation of autophagosome assembly; negative regulation of autophagosome maturation; positive regulation of protein ubiquitination. The coding region runs from base 521 to 1492 and encodes 323 amino acids. Lineage: Eukaryota; Metazoa; Chordata; Actinopteri; Lampriformes; Lampridae. The record is from RefSeq and is a predicted model, not a curated record. The transcript has 5 exons.
AUUUUCGGUGAAACUCAAGAGACAGCGAAUCUGUGUGAAAAACUGUCUUCAUCAGGAUGCACUUUGCGUGUAUGUACUCUUAUUACAGCAGUUGUCGUCGAAUCUGACGUGCUUCCCGUACUCCACAGAGCUCCUGGUUUAAUUUACGAGGAUUAUGUGUGAAAUAACGUUAGCCGUGACGGAGAAAAGCGAGAUAAGUACAACCACCGACGAGCGAAUUAACCAGACGUAGUUGGACAGAUAGUGUGGCGUCUCUUCUGAAGAUACUCGCAUCGGACUAUUCGUUACGGGUCCACGACGAAGGGGACACUCCGACUUGAGCCCUGAGGUGGUUUCGGAGGGGCUUUGAGGAGAGUUGAUUCGUGGAUUCCGCGCCCCUUCGUCUUUGGCAAAGUUCCCCGGACGGUUGCAGGACAGCCACGCCGGGAUUGAAGCGCGGCGCGGAGGGUCGCUCCUCUGUGGCCAGCCCGCCCGCUGCCACCGACGGCUAGGACCGAGGCCUCGCUGUCGACGGGCGACAAUGCUCGAAAUAAUGUCCGACCACCAAGAUUCAUUAUUGGCGUGCAAAACGGAGCCUUUGCCUCCAGAGAGAAAGAAGAGGACUGUUGAGGAUUUUAAUAAGUUCUGCAACUUUGUCCUGGCAUAUGCUGGUUAUAUCCCCAGCCCAAAAGAGGAGAAUUCAUGGUCCCCCACAUCUUCCAGUUCUGCACACAGUGCGGGGCUGUCUGCAGACGGUGGUGGAGGCAGCAGCUCCAUGGGUACUACUUGGGGAGAUGGGAGCUCUGACAUUCACACUAUCCACACAUUUGUACGCAAGGCUCGUGCUAAUAAGGGCAAAAACAUUCGACGCAUGCACUCAGAUAGUACACUGCUGGACAAGAUGCGACUUAAGGACUCCCUGUACGAGAGCCAGGUCAGCACUAAGGUAGAGCGAAAGAAGGAUAAAAAAUUUAAGAAACUGUCAGUUGGUUCAGCCAUGACAGUGGGAGAUAGUGGUAGCAGUGAAGGUGAAAAGAGAGCGCGCAUCAAACGCAGCAAAAACCCCAAACAGCCAAAAGCACCCAAGAAGCUCAAGAGCUCGGCCACUCAAAGUGAGACAGACUCAGAGGCAGGUCACGUACGCAACACACACCUGGAGGUACAACCUGUAAAGGAGGAGCUGACGGUGCAUGGGGCCUCCAGCCCAAGCGUGCAGGGGCUGGGGAAGACACAGACAGAGGAGUCCACACGGGAGGCAGAGAUGAGCUCAAGUGAGGGUGAGACCUGGAUUGCAGAUGAAGACAUUAUGGUGGAGUCAGGUGAUGAUUCAUGGGACUUGAUCACCUGUUACUGUGGGAAGCCAUUUGCAGGGCGGCCAAUGAUUGAGUGUAACCAGUGCAGCAUAUGGGUGCACUUGUCAUGUGCCAAGAUUAAGAAGUCCAACGUUCCUGACAUCUUUUACUGUCACAAGUGCAGAGACUUGCGGCGGUCAGGGCAUAAGAAAGACACUUAG